Oncorhynchus kisutch (coho salmon) is the source of this 4192-nucleotide messenger RNA. Its product is annotated as patatin-like phospholipase domain-containing protein 2. The record is from RefSeq and is a predicted model, not a curated record. Bases 420 to 2036 code for a protein of 538 amino acids. Gene Ontology annotation, cellular component: membrane; lipid droplet; cytoplasm. Gene Ontology annotation, molecular function: triacylglycerol lipase activity. Gene Ontology annotation, biological process: triglyceride catabolic process; positive regulation of triglyceride catabolic process; lipid homeostasis. Lineage: Eukaryota; Metazoa; Chordata; Actinopteri; Salmoniformes; Salmonidae. The transcript has 9 exons.
GUACACAAAUGCGACAGAGAAGAACGAAAGUGCCAGAGAGGGGACACAGCUUUCAAUGACAGAUGUUGAACAGUUUUCACCUGGAUAAAGUGAUUGUUUUUUGGACAAAUACGUUACUAUCGAACAACAGGCAAUUGUCUGACAAAAAGAAUAAACGUGUGAGGAAGGGAAUGGUGAAGAUGUCUUCAAGAACAGAAAGACAAUCCACUUGUUGACAGUCAGUCAAGUGUUGAACUAUAUGAAAACAGACAGAUCGCUCAGGGAACGACAAGGGGACAACAACUACCAAUAGCUGAAAUUUUACACACAUUGUGAACAUUCAAAGACUGUGGUAUUACCAGCACUUUAGAUAACUACUUGUGAACUUUUGCAGAGCUUUCUGUCUUUUCAGUCGACUGUCUCUCAGAUAGUGGCUAGCUAUGUUUCCUCUAGAUUCUACGUGGAACAUUUCCUUUGCAGGUUGUGGUUUCUUGGGGAUCUAUCAUAUUGGUGUAGCGAGUUGUCUACUGGAACAGUGUCCUUUUCUAGUCCACAACGCCCGCCACAUAUACGGGGCAUCGGCAGGGGCGCUCACCGCAUCUGCGCUGGUCACCGGAGCGUGUUUAGGUGAGGCAGGCGCCAACAUCAUUGAUGUGGCUAAGGAUGCCCGGAAGCGUUUCCUGGGUCCUAUGCAUCCGUCUUUCAACCUGGUCAAGAUCAUGCGUAACAUGCUGUAUAAAACCCUGCCACCCGAUUCCCACCACAGAGCCACAGGGAGGCUGGGCAUAUCACUGACCAGGGUGACCGACGGAGAGAAUGUCUUGGUGUCCCACUUCAACAGCAAGGAGGAGCUGGUGCAGGCCUGUGUCUGCAGUGCCUACAUCCCUGUGUACUGUGGACUGAUCCCCCCGACACUGCAGGGUGUGCGUUACGUGGACGGUGGUAUCAGUGAUAAUCUGCCUCAGUAUGAGCUGAAGAAUACCAUCACUGUGUCUCCGUUCUCUGGAGAGAGUGACAUCUGCCCUAGAGACCGAUCCACCAACAUGCAUGAACUACGAUUCACCAACACCUCCAUCCAGUUUACACUCACCAACCUCUACAGAGUGUCCAGAGCUCUGUUUCCCCCUGAGCCACAGGUUAUGAAGACCAUGUGUAAACAGGGAUAUAAAGAUGCCCUUCACUUCCUGAAGAAGAACGGACUACUGAAUCAACCAGGACCCCACAGACCUCUGAUAGCUGACGGUGAGGAUGACGAAGAUGACAUCAUGAAUGAGGAUGAUGAUGAGGAAGAGCAUGAGGAGCAUCAUGUAGAGAACGAGAUCAGACCCAGCGAGGAUGGGGUGGUGGUAAACCCCUCCCAAUCCAAAUCCACCAUUGAGGAUCACAUCUUUGAACAUCUGCCACCCAGACUACACAAAGCUCUGGUUGAAGCCUGCAAGGAGAGAUACAGUCUGGUCCAGUCGCUAAGCAACCUGCUGCCAGUCAGGAUGGUGACUGCUAUGAUGCUUCCCUAUACCCUUCCCCUGGAGUCUGCUCUGUCUAUGACUGUUAGACUGUUAGAAUGGCUGCCUGAUGUGCAGGAGGACGUGGGAUGGAUCGGAGAACAAACGAUUAAGAUGCUACAGUGUGCUGUGACACGGGCCACCAAGACUGUGUCCAACAGGGUCUCUGCAAAGUUUUCCUACCAGUUGGAGCUGCGUCACUGCCAGUCCCUGCCUGCCCAGCUCAUCCCUGCCAGCCUGCUCCCAAGAUGGGUGAGUGGAGGCAGCUCCUCUAUCCUGGAUGUUAUCAGUCGUUUGGACCAGUACCAGAGGCAGCUGCUGCCGGGCUUCUUCUGUGUUAACCUGGACCUCCAGGGUUCCUUCUACACCAGGGGUCCCACAGGAGGGAGCCCAGUCCCAGGAGGGUCCACCAGAGCUGGGGAAGGAGGACCAGGACCAGCCUUGUCUCUUACAUCCCCCAUCAUAAACCCAGAGGAGGUAGAGGGGAUGGGGCUGAUGAUGAGGAGGCUCAGUGAAAACCACAACUCUACUGCGGCUCUUCCAGCCUCACUAUAGUAAUAUAAUGUAUGACAUUCAGGAGACACUGAGGGCCCCCUGGGGUGGGGGGGGUGACCAUUUAGUAUUACAGACAGAUUCUAAUAACAAGCCAGGUAGACAGGUAGAACAGGUAUAACAGCCAGGUAGACACCUUCAAAUUAAAGGGACAGUACACCAACGUGUGUUAUCUCAUCAUCGAUGACACAGUGCCUUGUUCGCUAACAUUUGAUUCACUCACCUGCCCAUUGGGAUGCCGAGGAUACCCAGGAACCUACAAGGAACCGCUGAUCUGCAUCGUGUCAAUGUGACUUUUACAAAACAUGACAAAAUAUAUUAAAGUCAUUAAGAUAAUAAACAGUAAAAAGUCUUUACUGUUGACUGUUGAUACCAAACAUGUUGAAGGACUAGGGAUGUUACCGAUGAACCGUUUAGCCGGUUAGCCCGACCGAAAAUACAUUUCACCCGGGUCAUGCUUAUCGGUCUAUAGGUUCAUUUGAACAAUUUUGUGGAAUUAAAAUUGCCACGUGUGUAUUUCCAUUAGUAAUCAUGCAUUUUAUUUGUCACAUGCGCACAGCACACAGAGACUAGUUAGAGGAGAUGAAUACUACCUGUCAGACAGCGACAGAGUAGCUCCUGUAGGCUACUGUAGUGAAGCCUGCUGUUGGAAGCCCAGUCAUUGGUCAUCCCAGUCAUUGGUCAUCCCAGUCAUUGGUCAUCUCAGUCAUUGGUCAUCCCAGUCAUUGGUCAGCCCAGUCAUUGGUCAGCCCAGUCAUUGGUCAGCCCAGUCAUCGUUCAGCCCAGUCAUUGGUCAGCCCAGUCAUCGUUCAGCCCAGUCAUCGUUCAGCCCAGUCAUUGGUCAGCCCAGUCAUUGGUCAGCCCAGUCAUUGGUCAGCCCAGUCAUUGGUCAGCCCAGUCAUUGGUCAGCCCAGUCAUUGCACAACAAAUAACAAUUCUAAAUGCAACCGCUUGUUAAAAACUUGUGGCUAUGAUUAAAAAGGAGUUAUUUUUAUUUCUCAAUCUCAACUCAUAAUGUAAUGUGGAAACAGUAUAAUGUAAUGUGGAGACAGUAUAAUGUAAUGUGGAGACAGUAUAAUGUAAUGUGGAGACAGUAUAAUGUAAUGUGGAGACAGUAUAAUGUAAUGUGGAGACAGUAUAAUGUAACGUGGAGACAGUAUAAUGUAAUGUGGAGACAGUAUAAUGUAACGUGGAGACAGUAUAAUGUAACGUGGAGACAGUAUAAUGUAAUGUGGAGACAGUAUAAUGUAAUGUGGAGACAGUAUAAUGUAAUGUGGAGACAGUAUAAUGUAAUGUGGAAACAGUAUAAUGUAAUGUGGAGACAGUAUAAUGUAAUGUGGAGACAGUAUAAUGUAAUGUGGAGACAGUAUAAUGUAAUGUGGAGACAGUAUAAUGUAAUGUGGAAACAGUAUAAUGUAAUGUGGAGACAGUAUAAUGUAACGUGGAGACAGUAUAAUGUAAUGUGGAGACAGUAUAAUGUAACGUGGAGACAGUAUGAUGUAAUGUGGAGACAGUAUAAUGUAAUGUGGAGACAGUAUAAUGUAAUGUGGAAACAGUAUAAUGUAAUGUGGAGACAGUAUAAUGUAAUGUGGAAACAGUAUAAUGUAAUGUGGAGACAGUAUAAUGUAAUGUGGAGACAGUAUAAUGUAAUGUGGAGACAGUAUAAUGUAAUGUGGAGACAGUAUAAUGUAAUGUGGAAACAGUAUAAUGUAAUGUGGAGACAGUAUAAUGUAACGUGGAGACAGUAUAAUGUAAUGUGGAGACAGUAUAAUGUAACGUGGAGACAGUAUGAUGUAACGUGGAGACAGUAUAAUGUAAUGUGGAGACAGUAUAAUGUAAUGUGGAGACAGUAUAAUGUAAUGUGGAGACAGUAUAAUGUAAUGUGGAAACAGUAUAAUGUAAUGUGGAGACAGUAUAAUGUAAUGUGGAGACAGUAUAAUGUAAUGUGGAGACAGUAUAAUGUAAUGUGGAGACAGUAUAAUGUAAUGUGGAGACAGUAUAAUGUAAUGUGGAGACAGUAUAAUUGUUUGAAACCUGAACGUGUUACUUUACUUCAAAUAAUGAGGUGUGUAUUACCUUGCGUCUACGUAGCCUUGCCAAAAAUCCAUCCGUAGCAACAUGGAAUCAAUUAUUAUAUAAAGACUUCCUCAUGCCGUUAA